GUCAUGCGGAUGAAUCAAUAUCGCUAUUUCCAGGAAUAAAACACCCCUGCGAAGACCAUAUCUCUCUUCGAGAAACGAUUGCACGGCGUUGGGUUAAGCUAAUCCUCAAAAUUCGAAUAUUCUCACAUUUGUAUCGGUUGCGAGACGUGUAAACGAAUCAGAAGUUAUCACUCCAUGCUGAAGACUACAGCUAAUAUAACACUAAAAUUCGUGGAUCAAGCUGUUAAUUUGACCACCUAAACGGUCAUCGGAAGUUGAAGCAGCAGCGUGCCGGGUCACACACUAAGGUAGAACAUUUAUAUUAUCGCACACCAAAGACAGGACGUUUUACCAGAAGCAAAAACCAGCGAUUUUUCCAGACGCGUGAAGCUGUAAACUGUAUAUAAACACCAUUUUGACUCGGACUAUUUUUUGUUCUAUAAGUUAACAUAGAAGAUGGCUGGAAAACCGGAGCUUCCUCACGGGUACCUGGGUGCUCAGUCGAAAUUCGAGGAGUUUGGGCUCUCAACAGAGAGCCACUUUGAACCGGAAAUCCAUACGGACACCAAUCAGUUGGAGGUAAAGAUCCGUACGAGCAAGCCCUCUAAGGUCACGGCCAAUCUGACGCAUUGCGGAAGGUCCGAGGAGUUGCCUCAACACGUGUUCACGCAGACCAAAGACAACGUCGUCUCCUUCCUGGUGUCCCUGCCCGAGGUGGGAUACUACAAACUUCAGAUCUUCGCCCUUCUGUUGCCCGACGACAGCAAGACGCUUCCGGGAGUUUACAAUUAUCUCAUCAACUGCACCAAGCUCUCAAGCGCGGUCGUUAAUUACCCGAAGCAGUUUGCGCAAUGGAAGGAGGGCUGCUACAUCGUCGAGCCAGCCAGUCUCAGUUCCCAUGGCAACCUCUCUAACGUCCGUUUCGAGGCUUUUAUACCGAACGCCAAGUCAUCCGCCAUCGUCGCCGACGGAACCUGGUCACACCUGUCUCGGAACGCCGCCGGUCUGUGGGAAGGCCGCGUUGACCUCACCCCGUACAAAGGUCGCGACGCCAAGGUCACACUGAAUGCCAAUUAUGGCGAAGACAAUAAGUUUUCCACCCUUCUCGAAUACAGAAUAUAAACUCAUAAAUUAAAAACAGCACUUUUUGUACAGCAUAUUUGGAUAUGUACAGGUCUAUUAAUUGCUGUGCUUGCGUAUUUUGCAUGAAAUAAGAUUAAUAGUUAGUUCAGGUUAAUUUUGCUUCAAAAAUGUAUAGCAUUGUAUUUUGCAAUUUAACACUGGUUUUAUUUAAUUUAACUUUACUCACAUGGGGCAACUGAUUGAGUAAGGCUUUAGUUGUAUUACAGCGGUAUAUAUAUGAACCGGUACCUGGGAAAACCGUGCAUUUUGAACGAGCUUAAAGCAUCGACACAGAUUCCCUUUGCUGUCAGUGCAGGCUAAUGCAUAGGCUAAUCCGGGGCGAUAUUUUAUAAACAUACAUUAAGUCCGAUUUUCCACGGACCGGCUCGCUUGUAUAAGAAACUAUUAACAAGCAUACGUCUCCUCUUAUUAUAAUAAAUAUGCAAGAUAACUUUUCAAAUAUUUAUAAUGUAAUGGAUUCGUGUAGUAAAAAUGUACAACAAUGUAAAGUGAUAUGUUCUUUGUACUGAGAGUAUUCACAAUGACGCGGCAUUGUUUAUGUAAUUGUCUAAUGCUGAAAGUAUAAUGUGUAAUGUUUUCAUAGGAAAUAUAAUCAUGUGCAUUAGUGUAUCACACUAUACGUAUUAAUAUAAAAACUUAAUAAGAAGAGUGUAUCUUUUUGUCCUGGGUUGAUCGGAAAGAAUCGGAUAUUGAAAACGUA
Messenger RNA from Dreissena polymorpha, 1822 nucleotides. RefSeq lists its product as uncharacterized. Bases 436 to 1101 code for a protein of 221 amino acids. The transcript is spliced from 2 exons. Lineage: Eukaryota; Metazoa; Mollusca; Bivalvia; Myida; Dreissenidae. The record is from RefSeq and is a predicted model, not a curated record.